UUAGAUCGACAACGUUUCGUGAAUUAUUUUUUCAGUCGAAGCAUUCCCGUUUUGUGUAUUUCAAAAAUGGUGUCCUUUGUAAGGAAUCUGUUGUGUCUAACCAUUCUGACAGUCUUGGCUAGCACGGGCUAUGCCAUCCAUUGCUAUAGGUGCGACACGUUUUACAAUGACUGCAAGAGAAAUCCGAGUAAAUUGAUAGACUGCAGUACCGUUACACCUCCUGAUCACCUUAGCGAACUUUUUAAAGUUGGAAAAGCCACAGGCUGUAUGAAGUUACAGUAUGCUUCAAUGAUACAGCAGAGAACUAGAUAUGACUGCUACUUUGGCGAUGUAAGCAACAAACAGGGCUGCGAGUUGUCCGUAAUGGAGAGGAUGACAGGUUACACUUUGGCCUGCGAUGUGUGCACCGAGGAUAGCUGCAAUGGAUCCGGUUCCUUGGCUCCCAUUGCUGGAGCAAUAAUCCUUUUCUUAGGUGUAGUCCAUUUGUUUGCUCCUUAA
Molecule: messenger RNA, 498 nt
Organism: Drosophila sulfurigaster albostrigata
Lineage: Eukaryota; Metazoa; Arthropoda; Insecta; Diptera; Drosophilidae
Exons: 3
Coding region: 67-498 (143 amino acids)
Source: RefSeq, a predicted model, not a curated record